Messenger RNA from Paralichthys olivaceus (Japanese flounder), 1523 nucleotides. It is a transcript of the gene cnmd, whose product is annotated as chondromodulin. The record is from RefSeq and is a predicted model, not a curated record. Gene Ontology annotation, biological process: negative regulation of endothelial cell proliferation; negative regulation of angiogenesis. Lineage: Eukaryota; Metazoa; Chordata; Actinopteri; Pleuronectiformes; Paralichthyidae.
UAGACGGCAGCAUGGGAGAGACUGUGGAGAAAGUCCAUAAUACCACUCAUGGAUAUGGCUGUUGGGAACACUGCACUCCUCUGGGACACAGCACAUCCAGCGCCGCCACCUCUGCUCCAGUCAGUCGCCUCCUGAGAUGUGGAGCCGCCGUUCUCAUAGUCGGCGCUGUGUUGAUGCUGUGUGCAUCCGUGGCUGCUCUCUACCUGUGGAAAGUCAGUGAUAAAAAUGUUUAUAAUGUUCGUUACAGUAUGAACAUCAAUGGGGAGGUGAGGGAGGGCUCCGUUGAAAUUGAUUCCGACAACAACCUGGAGAGAUACAAAACUGGGAGCGGAGCUGGGGAAGUGGUGGAGAUCCAUGACUUUCAAAUAGGGAUUACUGGAAUUCGCUUCUUCGGAGGUGACAAAUGCUACAUCAAAUCUCAAAUCAAAGCCAACCUUCCACACAUGGGAGCUCACAACAAAGAGACGCUAAUGUUCGACCUGAUGGAUGAAUUGAUGCCAGUGAGGUUUGACGAAGGGUUCCUUGUUUGGGUCGCAGGAGAGCAGCCGCUGACGGACACCAGUUUUCUGAGCAGCAAGAUUCUGGGUCUUUGUGGGGAACUUCCCAUUUACUGGCUCCAACCUGCUUUCCCCAAAGAUGGGGAAAGGAGAAAGAGAGAUACGGAGCGAGCCAAGCGGCAGUUUAGCGUGGAGGAGUUGGAGGCGCCUGCUGAGGAGAGGGACCCGGUGAGUCACGCGGAAGACGCUGCCGUCUCCAGAGUCGUGGAAGGAGACCAAGAGGAGGGGGCUCAGUCGACGGCAGGGUCGGCGUUCAAUCCUGAAAACCCCUAUCAUCGCAGCGGAGCGGCUGGAGAGGAGGGCGCCGUGACCUUUGACUCCAUGUUAGACCACCAGGGGAUCUGCUGCUCGGAUUGCCAACGCAGCUACACUCACUGUCAGAGAAUAUGCGAGCCUCUGCGUGGCUACUGGCCUUGGCCUUACCACUACAGAGGAUGCCAGGUAGCAUGCCGAGUCAUUAUGCCUUGUCGUUGGUGGGUGGCUCGCAUCUUAGGUGUUGUGUGAGGAAAACACGCUACAUCUGUGAGGGAACAGCGCUUUAUUUUCCUCCCAAAGAUGAAAAGAAUAUCUCCACAUUCUCAGCUCUGAUGCAGAUAUUUAUUUUCCGGCUUUGACUGUAAAUACCGUCAGAGCUUCACCUGUUACGUGAAAUGCAGAUGUAUGGUGUACGAUUAUCUGUGCUCUAAUCCACGUUAUACAACAUAUUUCACACAUAAAUGUUACAUAUAAACAGGUGCUUUCUCUUUGUAAGCAUGCGCAGCUGCUUUACAUAGCUACAGUAAAACCAGGACACAUAAAUGACAUAUUCCUAUUUGCAGCAACAGCCUCACAAAUGAUUCAUUUUUGCAUCUUGUAAUACCAAGGCUUAAUGCACUGUACUGUGUUUAAUGGAGGGUGUGGGACUGAGUCCAAAUGCUCUGCAGAUCAUGUACCUUUUCUGACUGAAUAGGCUUCAAUAAAUUCUAA